GUUUUUUGGGUGCAAUGUGAGACAACACUCGGUGAUAAGCUUGGAUUUGCAAUUCCGCACUCACACACGUAGCAGAAAAAUACUGUUCUUAUCGAUCGUUUGCGCAUUCUGGUCCGAAUUUUGUUUUGCCCAUAUUUUCUAGGUUUUCUUUUAUUUACCCGCGCACGCGUUUUCAGCGCAGGUAAUCGCCAGCAUGCACAGCAGUGGUGUCGGUGGUGUCGGUGGUGGUAGGCGUUUGCUGCGUCGUUUAAUGCGUCCUCAACAACGGCGUCGUCGCGUGCUCACCGUCGCGGCAGCUGGCGUUCUUAUUUGCUUCAUCGUGUUCAUUCUUCCUCUGCUCUUCUCCGCCCCUAAGAAAAUCGAGACCCAGGCGAAUGGACAACGGCUGCCCACGCUGAAGUCACCGACGGUCCUACCAGACCAAACACAGGCGACACACGCCCCAGCACUCGGCGAUGAUGGAACACGACAGCGUCUGCCGGAACCCACGGAGGGCAAGCAGGGCGGAGGCGGCGCCGAUCCGCAGAACCGAUCGACACAUGCUGCGGCCCGUGCAGGGGGCUUUCAGGAGCUCUACGCGCUGGAGUUGAAGGAGCUAGAGGCGUUGGACCUCUUUGCGCUGCGUCCAGGCGAGCAGAAGGUGUCCUUUGAGCGCUUUGCCGGCUGCCUCGGCACAUUGCUCGCGGUAGACCCGGUCGAUCAGACCGAGGUGCCAAGGCCAAGCCCGGCCAACAUGCAAGAACUGCCCCUUAUGAUCUCCGUCACCGCCGGCAACACACAGGACCUCAAGGCGAUGAUAUGCAACCUGAGCGUGUCCUACAAGUACAUCGUGCUGGCGCAGACGGGCGACACCCCAGAAAUGACGCCGUUCUUUGACCUCCUCACUCGCGCGUUUCGUUUCACGAAUCGUUUGGUAGUGCUGCAGUUUAAGAACAGCAUCGGCUUCGCUGGCGCCGUGAACGCAGGCUUACGCGAGGCACUGCGUCACCCUUUUGAGGAGGUACCCUUUGUGCACAUCAUUCACAACGACGUGCGUUACGUGGGCACCGCACUGGCAGACUCCAUUCGGGACGCGUAUUGGGACGUGCGAGACGACAAGGCGGUGAUCGCGAGGUUAGAGGCAGAGGUGAAGACGGAGCCGAACAACUACACACCUCUUAUCCGGCAGCCGCACGGGCUACGUGCGCCAAUCUCACCUGACGGUCCCUUGCCUCAGCUGAGCAACAAUCCGAAUGUCCUUGUGACGUCCGCGCUGCUGCCAGACCGCGUGCGUUAUAUGAAUAGUGUCGAUCGCAAGAGCGAAUUUCAUGACCGCGUCGGGAUCGCCUUCCACGGCAGCAAAGGCGAGUAUACGGCCGUCUAUUUAUCCCGUCUGGCUGUGCUGACCGUCGGCUUCUUUGACGAGAACUUCUACCCCGCCCUGCUCGACGACACCGACUUUCGCUGGAGGGCUGCCAUGCUGGGGUUUACUGAAAUGCGGCUUCCCGACUUUGACAAAUCUCUCGUGGCCUUCGACGGUGAUUGCACCAGCGUGCGGGUGGAUGGGGAAGAGGAGGGCAGACCCGCCCUACUGAUCCCCGUCGCGCGCAGGCAGGCGGCGGCGGGCGGGCCGAACAAUGGCAAGGCGCAGCUCUCCCCCGCCACAAAGGCGCUGCUGCGGGAGUGUGCAACAGCAUUUUACCGAUCGGUGCAGUUCAGCUACAUGACCACCAAGUGGAACGUGGCCGACUUUAUGGCUCUGGCGGGGCCGAUGACGUCUCACCAACCCUACACGCUGGACGCCUUCAGCGGCAAAGCGCACCUUCCGCUGGAUGCGUGGGUCGUGGACACGCAUCGGAUUUCAGUGGUGAAGAGGUCGCUGCGGGAUACGGGGGCUGGCGGUCUCAAGACCGAGCCGUACAACCCGCAGGUCAUCCUGGAGGCACUGAGGUAG
Messenger RNA from Leptomonas pyrrhocoris, 1933 nucleotides. RefSeq names its product galactofuranosyltransferase lpg1-like protein. Lineage: Eukaryota; Euglenozoa; Kinetoplastea; Trypanosomatida; Trypanosomatidae. The record is from RefSeq and is a predicted model, not a curated record. The coding region runs from base 194 to 1933 and encodes 579 amino acids. The transcript has a single exon.